AUGUCUCACGAAGACGUCAAAAAAGAGCAAGCCGCCGACGCGCGAAAGAUCAAGGAUCUCGCGAACAAAGACGCGACGUUCGGGAUGACGAAAGGAGCGGCGAUGAAUCGUAAGCAUGAAGUUGCCAUGCAACGGUUGCGGGACAUGAAUGACCCGACGACGGAACUCGGGAAAGCGACGCUCAGGGCGGCGAAGAAGAAGGCCAAGGAGCAGCAAGAGUUUUUGUUGCGAACGAAGGGCAUAGACGUGAAACAACCGGAAUUACAGCCAGGAGUGGACCCGAAGACGGUGCUUUGCGAGUUUUUCAAGCACGGUUGCUGCGCGAAGACGGCGGAUAAGUGCAAGUACUCGCACCAGUUGGAUAUCGCGACGCGGCAGCAGAAGCGAAGCGCGUUCGAGUUGCCGAGCGAGGACUCCAUCGAGAUGUGGGAUCAGAAAAAGCUCGAAGCUGUCAUCGCGCGAAAGCACGGGCAGGAAGCGAACACAAACAAUGAAACGACGAUCGUGUGUAAGCAUUUCUUGGAUGCGGUUGAGAAGAAGCUUUAUGGAUGGUUUUGGCACUGCCCGGGCGGUGCGGACUGCAAGUACAAGCAUAAGCUGCCGCCGGGUUUCGUGUUCAAGAGCGAGCUUCGCGAGAGAUUGCUCGAAGAAGCUCGCGCGAGAAAGACCGACCAAGACAUUCUACGCGAGAAACUGAUCGCGCUGAAGAAGAGCGGGAAGAACACGACGCCGAUGACGCUGGAUGUGUAUUUGGAGUGGAAGAAAGAGCGCGUCGACAAGAUCAAAGCCACUGUGGAGGCUUCGAGGGAGGAGCGCAUCAAGAACAACUUGCUCACGGGGCGUGAGAUUAUU
This is a messenger RNA of Ostreococcus lucimarinus CCE9901, 852 nucleotides long. RefSeq lists its product with no specific name. Gene Ontology annotation, molecular function: metal ion binding; mRNA binding. The annotation marks the transcript as partial. The transcript has a single exon. Lineage: Eukaryota; Viridiplantae; Chlorophyta; Mamiellophyceae; Mamiellales; Bathycoccaceae. Gene Ontology annotation, cellular component: cytosol. Gene Ontology annotation, biological process: cytoplasmic translation. The record is from RefSeq and is a predicted model, not a curated record.